AUGACUUAUAAAUCAGAAAAUCCGGACUAUUCUGUAACAGAUGCUGUGAGGCUCAAGUGUCCAUUCUGUACCCAUAUGGUGAAGUGGAAAGCGGAUCUAAAGAGUCAUCUUCAUUGUCACACAGGGGAGCAACCCUAUCCACGUGAAGCUUACGGUAAAAGAUUCACCAGACUAGAGCAUCUACAAAGUCAUUUUCAAACAAUUCAUCACGCCUGCAAGCCAAUCUGCAGAAAAUGCAAGCGCCACAUGACUGACUUGACCAGGCAGGUUGUACAAGAAGGCAGGAGAUACAGGUUAUGUAAUGAGUGUUUGACUGAAGCUGGUAUAGAAAGCAUUCCUAUUGACUUGGAGGCUGAAGAAUCAUUUACAUUUGCAUCAGAAGAGGACAAGGGGUCUAGAUGGCACUUUGAUGAAGAUCACAGAGCCACAGGAAUUGUGGAUGACUCUGGCUUAAUCAUCCAGGAAGUUGAAACUGAAGAUGAAACUGAGGAAAAGGAAAUAAAGCAAAGUAUUAGCUAGUUGUGAAUGAACUAAGAUUUAUUAAAUCUCACCUGUACCUUCACUUUUAAGUCUUUGCCAUGUAUGCCAAGUCUGGUUCAUAUAAAAAGGUCUGUUGUUAUGAUUGUGAGGUGGUCUUAUCUGCGUGACUUGUACUCAUCAAGGCGCCAUGAACUGUGGCUCAGGAAAGGAUCCUGAGCCAGAAUGGAAAACAAGCCAGUCAAGAACUACUAGACAGUAUGUUUUUAAUCCUUUUAAAUGAAGGAAAAAUCCAAUUCUUGCAAUUACUUGCUCUCGCGAUUUUGCCAUUUUAAACAACAAUAUGUUCUUUACAAGUUCUAAACAUUGUUACGCUUAUUCAUGUGUUCUCAUUGGAUGUACUUUCCAUUUAACAAAAAAGAACAAGAACUGAUUAACCCCACCAUUGUGCUGCAUUUUUGAUCCAGGUUUAAAAAAACAAAAAAAGAACUGACUAAUUACUCCAUGCUGAAGCAGUCCAGGAAUGAAGUCAGGCAAAUUGUUCUCCAGCCAGGGCCUUAGUAACAUUUUUGUAUUUUGAAGGAAUCUUAAUAUAAAAAAAUGUAUUUUAUUCUCUUGUUUGAGAAAAGUUGGCUACAACUCAUCUAUCAAAAUAAUCUUGCAGAUAAAUGCAUGUCAG
This is a messenger RNA of Alligator mississippiensis (American alligator), 1156 nucleotides long. Its product is annotated as zinc finger and BTB domain-containing protein 8A-like. Lineage: Eukaryota; Metazoa; Chordata; Crocodylia; Alligatoridae. Gene Ontology annotation, biological process: regulation of transcription by RNA polymerase II. The coding region runs from base 1 to 519 and encodes 172 amino acids. The transcript is spliced from 4 exons. The record is from RefSeq and is a predicted model, not a curated record. Gene Ontology annotation, molecular function: DNA-binding transcription activator activity, RNA polymerase II-specific; RNA polymerase II cis-regulatory region sequence-specific DNA binding. Gene Ontology annotation, cellular component: nucleus.